Mytilus trossulus (common blue mussel) is the source of this 871-nucleotide messenger RNA. RefSeq lists its product as uncharacterized. The transcript is spliced from 3 exons. Bases 64 to 648 code for a protein of 194 amino acids. The record is from RefSeq and is a predicted model, not a curated record. NCBI's taxonomy places the organism in Eukaryota, Metazoa, Mollusca, Bivalvia, Mytilida, Mytilidae.
CAACGAUAUCAUGACAUUGAUAUCAUAUUAUUUCUUAUUUGAACAGGUUUUACAACUGCUGUGAUGGUGUUUUUAACAUAUUGUCAAUACGCGACAACGUGCAAGUGUAAAAGGUUUCCAAAGAAAUAUGAACUUGAGUUAAGGAAGCCAUGCAAAACGAAACCACCAAAGGAAUAUUCUAACAAUUUAAAUUACAAUACAACGAUUGCUGAUAAAAUAGUUGACAGUCUUAUACUUAACACUGAAAAGCUACUUAAAAAAUACAAGAAACGUCCAGUAACCGCGGUCAAAAACAAAGAUCGUUCUUCUAGUCAAUUAAAACUUCCAGUAUUUAAAACGGGGAAAAAAAUUCAAAAGAAUGUUGCAGAAAGCCUGAAAGUUUUCUAUUACAGCCUUACGUCGAUGGGCUUAAAGGAAGCUAAGUUAAAAAAUCUGAAACAAAUUGAUGUUGGAGACAUAAGAGCAAUGAAAAAUGAUAUUCUUUUUGGAUUAUGUCUAUUAUCGUCAAAAGUAAAAAUAUCAAAAAAGAAAUCCUGGUUAACUACAUGGAAGAAACUAUCUGAAUAUCAGGCAGAUUCAAUAAAGAACCUCCGAAGCCUAAAAGUUUUUCUCCAUCAGGUUAAACUACACAGUAAAAGCGUGUGGUAAAUCACGAAUAGGGCAUACUUCCAAAUGAUCUCAAUAUUGCAUUUUGAUAUAUUUACGGAUGUUUUGGAAUAAAAGUUGUGACAUCAUCGUUUGUGUCUUAAGUGUCGAACAAUUGUGUGUAAAUGUUUUUAUAUGUAAUAGCAAGAAAAAGUACAGUGAAAUAGUCGUCGUGCAAUACUCACAGUAUUUUUAAGUCAUAUCUAUUAUGUUGGCAUAUAUUAUA